This is a messenger RNA of Paraphaeosphaeria sporulosa, 549 nucleotides long. RefSeq lists its product as uncharacterized. NCBI's taxonomy places the organism in Eukaryota, Fungi, Ascomycota, Dothideomycetes, Pleosporales, Didymosphaeriaceae. The record is from RefSeq and is a predicted model, not a curated record. The transcript is spliced from 4 exons. The coding region runs from base 1 to 549 and encodes 182 amino acids.
AUGAUGAAAAUAUGGUCUAUGAAGAAGCAGCAAAAGGAUGCUGAGGUGGCGGCAGCAGCGUCAGGCAAGAAGAAGUUCUCCGCCGCCGAUCUGCGAGUUAUCAAAGAUCUCGAUAGCCUCUCCCUCAGCGAUACCAUGAAGCUGAAGCGCGACCACAUGGACAAUUAUAAGAAUUUCAUCCUCGCGAUCGACCCCGACGAAGGCAUGUACAAGGGUGGCCACUUCGAGUUUGCAUUCGAGAUCAAGCCGACGUUCCCAUAUGACGCCCCGAAAGUCCGCUGCAUGCAGAAGAUCUACCACCCGAACAUCGAUCUGGAGGGCAAUGUGUGCUUGAACAUCCUGCGAGAGGACUGGAAGCCUGUCCUCAACUUGAACGCCAUCUUCGUUGGGGUCCAGUACCUCUUCCUCGAGCCGAACGCAUCUGAUCCCCUGAACAAGGAGGCUGCCGAAGAUCUCAAGCACAACCGAGAAGGCUUUAAGCGCAACGUGCGCGCUGCUAUGGGCGGUGGCACUGUCAAGGGUGAAUCCUUCGACCGGGUCUUGAAAUAA